AUGUGGGUGUUAGGCCAGUGUGUGACAAUCUUAGGGCUGAUUGUCAAUGCACUGAAUAUCGUCGUCUUUGUCCGACAAGGCUUGCAAGACUCUGUUAACAUCAGCCUUCUUGGACUGAGCAUUUCUGAUUUUGGAUCUUUGUUUUUUCUUUUGUUGGUCAAUCUUUUUUGGACGCCAAUUAUAAUGCAAAUGGAUUUAUCAUUCUACCCUUCCCAGAUUGCGUAUGUCUUUAUCUGGACGCAUAUUGUUUUCACAAGAGUCAGCACCGGCAUAACAGCUUGGAUCACAUUCGAGCGAUGUUUAUGUAUUGUAGCUCCACUCAAAAUCAAAUCUAUCAUCACUCCCAGGCGAACUAUGGCGUGCAUUGCUGUUAUCUACGUGAUUAUGAUAGCAUCUAUUGCUCCUGUGUUCUAUGGAGUCAGAGCCGUCUGGAAAUUUGAUACCCUCCGAAAUAAAUCCGUUGUGGUGAUUGUCAAAAUUCCCGAAAGUGUACAAAUAGAAAGAGGUACUUUCUGGAUAAAUAACAUCCUGCCCACAAUAUUCCUCAUUUUCAUCAUUACGUGUGCAAUUGUUCUGGUGAAAGCGCUGAACAGAACUGCCAAAUGGAGGGAAACUUCAACAUCCUUACAUAACCGUGAAGAUAAUCUCAAACAAGUUGGCAAACUGGUUUUGAUUAUUUCUAUAGUUUUCAUCGCCUGCUAUUCCCCUGGAACUAUCGUUUUUAUGUUUGUUCUCAUCUUUCCAGACUUCGGCUACACGCGAAAACAAAAGAACCUAUUGGUUGCUGUUUUCUCUUUUAUAUUUCAACUUGGAGCGAUAAAUGCUACUAUAAAUUUUUUCGUUUAUUUAACAGUGAGUUCAAAGUUCAAACGAACAUUUGAACAACUAUUCUGUGUUUACUGCAGUAAGAGGAAACCAAAUUGUGCUAAAGAAAAAACAUGA
Molecule: messenger RNA, 942 nt
Organism: Candidula unifasciata
Lineage: Eukaryota; Metazoa; Mollusca; Gastropoda; Stylommatophora; Geomitridae
Source: the annotation of a GenBank genome assembly